AUGAACAACACGAGGCACCCGAGCGCUGCCUCAUACAGGAAGAGGAAUAAAGUUCCUUCUUUUCAUUCUUCUUCUUCUUCUUCAUCGAAGGAUGAUUCAAAGAAGAAGAAGAAGAAGGAUGACGACGACGACGAUCAGAAAUGGCGUAAUGCUGCUGCUGGUACUGGUUAA
This is a messenger RNA of Bathycoccus prasinos, 171 nucleotides long. RefSeq lists its product with no specific name. NCBI's taxonomy places the organism in Eukaryota, Viridiplantae, Chlorophyta, Mamiellophyceae, Mamiellales, Bathycoccaceae. The coding region runs from base 1 to 171 and encodes 56 amino acids. The record is from RefSeq and is a predicted model, not a curated record. The transcript has a single exon.